ACCCUUUACUCGCACAUCAUCCAUUUUUAUUUACAACCAUCAUCUCAUCUCAUAUUGUUUGGUAAGAAAUGGAGCUGUCAAGAAUAGGGCUUCUCUCCAUUCUCAUCAUGCUGCUGCUGCUCGAUGCUGCCUCUAUAUCCCGGGCUUGCCCGUCCGGCGAUGGCGGCACCCGGUGCCGGGCCUGCAUCGAAAGCCAGAUGAAGACGGCAUGCCCUGGCUGUGUCCCGAUCAUGCAGUGCCUGUCCGAAUGCCUCUGGAACGGCUCCUCCCGUUCCAAAUGCACCAAGCAAUGUGACUGCAAUACCAACGGAUAUCCACACCUCCCGGAUUGCAAGAAGUGCCUGUCGCAGUGCAAGUGCAGCUGCUCGGCUCCGGCCUAACCGGAGGGACAAGAGUCGAAUCUUUGCAGCAUAUAUCGCAAUACAUAUACAUAUAUAUAUGGGCUAAUGUAUGUGUUUUCUUCUAUGUUGGAUGAUAAGGUUUAAGAAAUGGAGUGGCUGAAAGAAUGAAUUGAGAAUC
Molecule: messenger RNA, 519 nt
Organism: Andrographis paniculata
Lineage: Eukaryota; Viridiplantae; Streptophyta; Magnoliopsida; Lamiales; Acanthaceae
Exons: 1
Coding region: 69-380 (103 amino acids)
Source: RefSeq, a predicted model, not a curated record